Molecule: messenger RNA, 1065 nt
Organism: Culex pipiens pallens (northern house mosquito)
Lineage: Eukaryota; Metazoa; Arthropoda; Insecta; Diptera; Culicidae
Exons: 2
Coding region: 106-972 (288 amino acids)
Source: RefSeq, a predicted model, not a curated record
AAUUUAGCUAAUUUCGAUCGUUGAGCCCACGCCAGUCGCAGUUCGUCGCUUGACGCGGCAGGAGAUCUUCUCUCGGGGUUCGUCACUUCUCGUUGAUGAGCAAUCAUGUGGGCGGUUUCGGGAGUUGCGUUGCGAUUGUGUUUGGUGGCGUUGAUCCUUGCGCGGGUUGAAGCGGUGAAUCCUUCGCCGAAUCUGGACUUUACCGAAGCGGAAGAUUUGAACGAUGAUAAUGGUUUUGUGAGUGUGUACAAGAACUACCCGAAAAUCCAGGUGACGGUCGAUACUUCGAAGUUGAAACGUGUUGCGCAGCCGGAAAGUGACGAUAGUAGUUCGGGGAGUUCCGGCAGUUCGGGCUCGGAAUCGGUCGAACGGCAGACCGUUGGAGUGCGCACCGACAUUACGAUCGAAAUAUCCGAGGAGUCCAUCAAUGAAACAAACACCGUUGAUGGAAAAAUAGAUACCGGAAAAAAGGAUGGACCAUCUAGUGGGGGAAGAAAAGAUGGCAAGGGAGGUGUGGACGAUGAUAAUGCCAGUGUGCCAGUGUUCAAAGGGAUGGGAGGUAUUCCGACUAAGGGAAAACCUACAAAGCCAAUUUCGCCAAAUGAUGUGAAUGAUAACAGACCGAUUGUGACAGUAAGGCCACCGGUCGUCACAUACGGACAUAGAACGGAUGACCGCAAGCCGCCAGGACCUCAUGAAGGAUGGAACCGAUUUCAGCCAGUCGGUGUGUGGACUACCGAGAGACCGUACUUGCGGAGGAUCGAUUAUGAUUUUAGAGGCAAUCCCGUGUACGUUAAAACGUACGUACCGUACCACGCCACUCAUCAUCAGGACGUAAACGGAAGCUGGAAACCGUGCUACUGCAACGUCUACCAACCCUGGGAUCGUGCUCCGUCCAACCCGGUGCUCCCGACUCCUCGACGAAAGGUCGACGACAAGGUGGACAUACCCUACAAACAGCACCGAGAUUAGGGGACAGUUUUUUUUCUAGCGUUAGAAGUUAAGAAGGUUUUUUUAUGUAAAUAAGGAAAAAAAUAAUAAACUCAGUGAAAAUUUAAAAGUCUA